AUGAGCAAACAGACUGAGACUGAGGCAAAGGUUGCAGAGAUAGUGAAGAAGCAGAUUGGAAAUACAGGGAUCAAGCAAGAACUGUUUGAGAGAAUAUCGAUACAAACUGUGGUAUGUGAUGGAGGAGAGAAUGUGUUAGUAGUGAAGGUUCCAAAGGUCAUCCUGCAGGGAGUGCAUAUGAGCUAUGGAAAUGUGGUGAAAGCAAUUAAGCAACAGUUCCAUGACUAUUUUAUUAUGUUUAUUAGAAGCUUUGAGGCGGAGCGUGAGAAUGGAGAGGCUAUUAAGCAGGGAUAUUCUGAAAGGGAAAGUAAUUGGAUUGCGAAUGCAUGUUUUCCGUAUUUACUUACUGGAGUGCGUACCGAUGUUUAUAGCAUCAACGAGUCUGUUACAAAUAUUCUUCUUGAGGCUCGGACUGCAUUUAGCAAGGCGGAGAUGGAUAUCAUAGGAGUGGUGCUGAGCGAGCUGCUUAAGAAGAGAUGUGUUGUUGAUGUCAAUCACCAUACGAAGAAUUAA
Ordospora colligata OC4 is the source of this 513-nucleotide messenger RNA. RefSeq lists its product as uncharacterized. Lineage: Eukaryota; Fungi; Microsporidia; Ordosporidae. The record is from RefSeq and is a predicted model, not a curated record. The transcript has a single exon. The coding region runs from base 1 to 513 and encodes 170 amino acids.